Dichomitus squalens LYAD-421 SS1 is the source of this 1146-nucleotide messenger RNA. RefSeq lists its product as uncharacterized. The transcript has 3 exons. NCBI's taxonomy places the organism in Eukaryota, Fungi, Basidiomycota, Agaricomycetes, Polyporales, Polyporaceae. The record is from RefSeq and is a predicted model, not a curated record. Bases 111 to 608 code for a protein of 165 amino acids.
GGGAGAGGAAGGAAGACGGCAUGCGCUUCUGAGACCCUAACGGUAACCGUCGACCCAGCGUGCCUAAUUCGAGCUAGCCUAAGGCCUUGAUGGCCGCAGCUCCGAUCUAGAUGACGCAACUUAAAACGCCCGUCCUCUCUCUCCAGGCGCCCGCACUACGCCCGUGCGCCCCGUCAUCUCCUCCGUCGCGCGCAGCGUCGGCCUGCCCUCUGCGCCCCGACGCGUGCUGCGCGGGCCUCGGCGGGCGUGGCCUGCCCAGGGAGGACAGGCACGGCCAGUCGCACGCCUCCAACGCUCGGCUACCUCCACGUCGCUUCGGGCAUUCGCCUGCCUAUUCCCCUGAUGCCGACUUUGGCCCCGCGCCCCCUGUGAACAAAGCAGCGCACCUCCUUCGACGGACCAUCCCCACGUUGCGCCCCGCACCAUCGGAAGCAUGCCAUCCCCAGCGGUUGAUAACCGCUAUUAUCCUGCUCUGUCCCGAACGACGUCGCCGCCUCAUUGCGGCCGCCACGGUCGCCAUCCCGCGCCCGUGUCGUGCGUCUGCGGCCGCUGCGCGUCAUCCCCUUAAUUGGACUCCUCGGUGGUGUCCGGGCCCUCUCGCUGCCUAAGGGUGAUCGUCGAUCGAGGAGUCGCCCCAGCAUCGGGUCACGUCCAACACUCGGCUCGCGGUCCGCCUCAUAGGGAGAUGGGUGACACUUUCUCGCAGCCGCACAAGGGCACGACAUGCGGAAAACACAAGGUUCGGGACGGUCUGACCUGUGUUAGGAGGGCGAUCACCCUUGCGUGAGCAAACUGUGGCAGCUGGAAAGCGGCGCGCGAGCUCACCCGCUCGAAGCUUCCGUGACUCCGGAUCGGACGACUUUCCGGAGUUCGUGUAGAGCACUCCCAGUGCGCGAACGCGACUCAGUCAUAGAACAGCGCUCCGGCAGUUCAUCCGGAGAUCGUAGCCAACCCAUAAUGGACCCUACGUCCCAGCACUGUAGCGUGGGCGACGUCAGCAGCCAAGGCGUCUGGUAUGUUGCAAAGAACGUACCGGAUCACCACCGAUCCCAUCUUCAGUCGACUGCUCCUCGGAACGACAUCUCCACCUUAAUACACUAGCUAGGACACACAAUCAGCAAAGUGCAACGUGAUGACUCCUAUUGA